CGGGCCCUGUACAGAAAUCAAAAGUCCAAACUUGGUACAGAGCUCUCUCACUCUCAGCAAUGGCUUCUGCAGUGAUGAAGAAAACCCUAAAUUCAAUCAAAAACCCUCUCAUCCUCCGAGGACUCUCCUCCCAGACCCUCCGAUUCAGCGCCGUCGCCACCGCCAGCAACCAUGAAUCGGAGGGUGCAUCAUCGUCCUUUACGUUCAACGAGAAGAACAGUGAUAAGGAUGAUAGUAUACAUGUCAAAGGUCCAAGCUCGAAUCCCCGACGCGAAACGACGUCGGUGACGAUGCCGAUGUCGUUCAUGACGGGAUCAAUCGUGGGUAAGAGGUUCUACAAGCAAGCGAGUACUAGAGAGGCUGAUGAUGGAAAUGGUUGGACAGUGAUGCUUGAUUACAGAACGCUCAAGACUCCUUCCAAGAGGCCCCUCAAGCUCCCUACGCUCUCUCUCGCUAAGGCUGUAGCUGCUGAAUGGGAAUAUCAGCAAACAGAUGGGAUCAGACCCUUUACCAUGCCUCUCAUGAAACUCGCGUGUACUGCGCUUGAAAGGGUUCCCCUCACACGGAUGAAGAUUAUUGAAUAUUUGAUGAAGAAGUUUCAUCAAGAUUUAGUUUUCUGUCGCGCUCCUGGGGAUAGUGAUCUCACUAUUGGUGUCCUUGAACGGCAAGUGGAGAAAAUUGAUCCUUUACUGCAAUGGGUAGAAUCACAGUUUGGCUUUAAGCCUAUUGUGUACUCUUGUUUUUUUGGUGGUAAACAGGAGGAUGGUCUUGUAAAUGCUAUUGAAAACCUUUUGAAGAAAACAGAUGACUGUGAAUUGGCAGCCAUAGAUGCAAUUGCUUCAGCGGCACAUUCUUUAACCAUUGCUAUUGGAAUAUUUCGUGGGAAAUUGCAGAUUGAGGAGGCCAUUGAGUUGAUUAGACUUGAAGAAGAUUUGCAGGUGGACAAGUGGGGUCUGGUCGAAGGUGGUCAUGAUGUUGACAUUGCUGAUCUCAAAGUACAAAUUUCAUCUGCUGCUGCAUUCCUUGGACUUUCCAGGAGAUACUGACUUCCCCUUUCCUAUCUCCUACCACGGGGAUAAAACAUGAUGUGAACAAAUUUAGAAGAGCCUAAAACUGCGGAGAAACAAUCUGAAAAUGAAUGGGAAAUGCUGCUGGACUCUGGAUGGAUACGUCACUCUCAAUUGUUGGUGGUUCUGGGCCUGUCUAAAAUGCCUGUUACUGUAGCUUCCCAUUUCUAGUUGAUAGGAUGAAGUGAAAAGUGAAAAUAAUGAGAUGGAUGCGCAAGGACUCGCUGCAAAAUCAACCCAAGAAGCCCACAACCAAGAGUACCUGCCAGUCAAGGUGCUUCUUCACAGCACUGCACACAAAGUGGUGGCUGUUUCUUUAUAUCGCAGUAACAGCAAGCAAUAUCACAGUUAUUGUGGCAUCCUAGAGAAAAGAGAAGUCCAAAAUCUCAGCAAUUUUUCCAAAUUUGAGGGAAUUUAGCCUUACAAGAAUAUGAGUAAACUAACCAUCCAGGGUUUGGUUUCCUCACCUGUUACCUUAAUAUACUGAGAUGAUACUAGAUCUUGAGGAUUUAUGAGAAAUGGGAGGCGGCUGCUGGCAGCAACUACAUUGAUCCUAACAUGGGCAAAGGCAAUGCUGCAAGCCAAAAGACAAGAUACUGCCAACAACUUCAGCAUAUCAAUGUGUUUGAUGGUGGAUUAGCUGUUCAGUAGGUAAAAUUUCCUCUUUCCACCUGUUUAUAUAGGAUCAACUGCAGGUAGAGUUUAGGAGAUCAGAGAACCUAACGCAUUUUGAUCUGGCUCAAAAAACAUUUAAUUACCUCUUUUAUAUAAGAUUGCAAACCAUAUGUAAGGAUUAUGUUGCUAUAGGCCUGUAUAGUGUGUGUCGUUUAAGUGGGAAUAAAAAGGAAUCAUAAUAACCAUA
Molecule: messenger RNA, 1929 nt
Organism: Vitis riparia (riverbank grape)
Lineage: Eukaryota; Viridiplantae; Streptophyta; Magnoliopsida; Vitales; Vitaceae
Product: ATP synthase mitochondrial F1 complex assembly factor 2
Exons: 5
Coding region: 60-1046 (328 amino acids)
Biological process (GO): mitochondrial proton-transporting ATP synthase complex assembly
Cellular component (GO): mitochondrion
Source: RefSeq, a predicted model, not a curated record